Molecule: messenger RNA, 2120 nt
Organism: Mercurialis annua (annual mercury)
Lineage: Eukaryota; Viridiplantae; Streptophyta; Magnoliopsida; Malpighiales; Euphorbiaceae
Product: LRR receptor-like serine/threonine-protein kinase FLS2
Exons: 2
Coding region: 266-1873 (535 amino acids)
Biological process (GO): protein phosphorylation
Molecular function (GO): protein kinase activity; ATP binding
Source: RefSeq, a predicted model, not a curated record
AAAGAGAUUUUGAUAAAAUUAAAAGUGUUGGGACUCAAUUUUGACGAAUAAAAGUGGAAGGACUCAAUUUAAAAAGGGUGACAAUUUAAAAUCCUUUUGUAAUGAGCAAGCAAAUUAAGCGCCUGUUCCGCUAUCAAGUAACCGCCAACCACAACAAAACAAGACGUGUAAAACAAGUAAUCCCCCAAACCAACCGCUACUCUGAACUUCAACACAUUUUCUUUCAUGUCUCCACUCACAAAAAUAACUAAAAACAACUACAAAAAUGGCUCCCAAUGUUUCAGGAACAAGUUCUUCACUCAUUUUCAUAAUACUCCCACUCUUAUUAGUUUCUGCAACACUUUGUGCAACCGUUGUUGAAGAUCUUGCCACCUUAAAACCGCCUCCAGAUUUCAACACCACACUCAACAAUAACUGUCUCCAUAACCCUUCUCUUAGAUACUGUAAUUUCUCACUUAUAGACCUUAAUGACAUUUUCAAGUCCACCAUAGUUGCUUCUCAUCUCUGUAAUGAGUCGAAGAACCCGCAUUGUGUUGAUUCUUUCCCGAAAAUUGAUCUCAGAAACCGUCCCAAGAUUGCUCCGCUGUAUUUGUCUUUCAGUUUCUUUUGGAAAUAUUGUCCUUUGAGUGUAUUGUCGGUUGAUUUGUCGAAUAAUUCUUUAACGGGUGGUUUUCCGGUGGAUGUUCUGCUGUGUACGCAAAUUCAGGCUCUCGAUUUGAGUGUUAAUUCUCUUGCUGGUGAUGUUCCUGUUGAGAGUUUUAGUCAUCUUGCCAAUCUUACAUUUCUGAAUCUGUCUUAUAAUUCUUUUUCUGAGAGUAGAAUUUCGAAUUCGGAGUUCUUUCAGCGGUUUAAUGCUUCGAGUUUUAUACAUUCUGGACUCGUUCCGAGUCAUAGAAACUAUAGACUGAAGGCUGUGUUUCUGUUAAUUGGUUUCCCAGCAUUUGUGAUUCUGAUGGUUGUCUGUUUUGGAUGGCUGUGUUUGCGAAGGCCAGAUUACUUACCGAGAAUGCUUCGGAAAAAGCAUAGGUUCACACCGGCAAUGAUCAAGGCAGCAACCAAUCAGUUUUCAAGGAAGAAUUUGGUGGUGAAGGGUGAUGGAAUGGAGAUAUACAGAGGAUCUCUUCGUGACAGAAGCAAGGUCCGGAUGGAAAUUUAUAUGGAUAACAUUUCUAGGGAAAAUAGUCGAAGAUUUAUCGAGGAGUGUAAGGUUCUUGUUCAACUAAGCCACAAGAACCUAGUGCAAGUGGUUGGUUGGUGCAAUGAUAGAAAAAUGAGAGCAGUUGUUGCAGAAUGGAUAGACGGAGAUAAUGUCGAGAUAUGGCUGUCAGGAUCCACUCCUCCCUGGAAGCACCGGUUAAAAAUUCUGAUGGGAGUUGUGGAAGGGAUAUGUUACCUUCAGGAACAAUGGCCUGAUGUAGGGGUUGACCUCAGGACUAGCAGUGUACUGCUAUCUAACAAAUUGGAGCCACUCAUUUCAAGGUUUAAGGUUGGAGUUCAUAACAGUAACACAAAAAGCAUUUACAAGUUCGGAGUAUUUAUGUUGGAGAUAAUAACAAACAGGCGACCACAAGAGGAAUUCGAGAAGGGUGAAGCUGGAUUUAUAGAGUACAUUAGAAUGAACUAUCCUGGAAAUUUGCGUGGCGUGAUAGAUGUGAGAAUGAAAUUAUCAGAAGAUAUGUUUGAUCAGGCAAAACAUGGAAUAGGACUAGGGUUGAUGUGCACUGAUCAAUCGACAAGUAAAUAUCCGAGCUUCAAUCAGAUAUACAGCAUGCUAACUAGAACGUACCAGUGUUGUUUGGUCUUAGCAUCACAAGGUCAUAGAAGAGCUCAUGGAAAUGGAGACAGACGGCAUAACAGUGCUCUAUCCAAAUGAACUGACAAUUCAUAUGCACCUGUAACACUGAUUAUAUUGCAGAUUAAUUAGAAAUGAGUAGACAUAUUUUAUUGGCAACAACUAAUAACAGGCAGUUCAUUUUGUUUUUCUCCAUUCAAAAGUAAAAUGCAAUUGAGCAAACACCGACAUGGCUGCCUUGUAAUGUACAUCUGGUUUCAACGGGAAAGUAGAGCUCCCGUUGCAUAAAUCUUAUAAACUUAAUGCACGACUGUUCUUCAUCUGAUUA